Molecule: messenger RNA, 1893 nt
Organism: Stomoxys calcitrans (stable fly)
Lineage: Eukaryota; Metazoa; Arthropoda; Insecta; Diptera; Muscidae
Product: putative fatty acyl-CoA reductase CG5065
Exons: 7
Coding region: 211-1791 (526 amino acids)
Biological process (GO): long-chain fatty-acyl-CoA metabolic process
Cellular component (GO): peroxisome
Molecular function (GO): alcohol-forming very long-chain fatty acyl-CoA reductase (NADP+) activity
Source: RefSeq, a predicted model, not a curated record
UCGAGUUCGUGAUCUCAUGCAGACAAGUUGUCGAUGGUCGCACACAAAUCGUCAAGGAAUAGAGUUCGGGGUUCGUUAGCAAACUUUAAAUAACAUAACGAGGAAAUAAAUUAUUUGAAAUCGUUUUGAAGCAGUUGUAGUUGAAAAAACACUUUGCGGGAACAAUCUGUGGACUAGUACAAAAACAUCCAAACAACCAGUUACAACGUCAUGGAGUCGUUGAAGGAGAGUCUUGAAGAAGAGCAAUCGCAGGUAGCAUCUUGGUAUGCUGGCAAAAAAGUACUUAUAACCGGGGCCACAGGCUUCAUGGGUAAAGUAUUGGUGGAAAAACUUCUUAGAAGCUGCUCUGACUUGGAGGGUCUGUACCUGCUGAUACGGCCGAAAAGAGAUCUCACACCGGCAGAUCGUAAAGACCAAUAUUUGAAAUGUGUGAUUUUUAACAAAGUGGUUGCAACUUACCCUGACAUUGGAAAAAAGAUCCACGUUAUUGGAGGUGAUGUCUUGGAGGAUAAUCUCGGUAUACACUCAAUCGACAGAGAUAAUUUAAUUAGAAAUAUAGAUGUUAUAUUUCAUUGUGCUGCUAAUGUACGCUUUGAUCAACCACUUCGUCCCAUGAUUCAGAUGAAUGUGAUGGGGACACUAAAGGUUCUGGAGUUAGCUUCAAGUAUGGAAAAUCUCAAAGUGUUCGUGCAUGUGUCUACAACCUUUUGUCAGUGCAACGAACCAGUCGUAGAGGAACGAGCUUACCCAGCCCAUUGCAAUCCUUAUGAAGUUAUUAAAAUGCUCGAAAAUAUGACUGAUGACGAAAUAGCGCAGGUUACUCCAAGGUUAUUAAAUGGCUUGCCAAACACAUAUGCCUUCAGCAAGGCGCUGUCAGAAGAUUUAAUUAACCGAUAUGAGCACACAUUUCCAAUAGUUAUUACAAGGCCAUCAAUUGUAACAGCUGCUUGGAGAGAACCCCUUCCCGGAUGGGUUGAAAGUAUCAACGGGCCCACAGGUCUUAUCAUCGGCGGCGCUCGAGGCGUGAUUCGCACCAUGUACUGUAACCCCGAUAAUUCGUCUACCAUUAUUCCUGUGGAUACUGCUAUUAACGGAAUGAUAGUGGCUGGAUAUAAGAAAUGCAUUCAGAAGUCGAUUACCACCGAGUUUGUCAAUUUGUCAGUAGCAAACAAAUCACUGCAAACCUGGGGAGAGUGUAUCGAAACUGGAAAACGCCUAUUUUACAAAACUCCAUUAAGUUUUUCGUUGUGGUAUCCAAACGGUGAUGUUACAAAAAACUAUUUGUACUUCAAAUUUUGUGUUAUUUUCUUUCACUAUCUACCAGCAUAUUUCUUGGAUUCGCUCCUAUUACUACUGCGAAAGAAACCUUUCUUAGUAAAAGUGCAACAUAAGGUAUCCGCUGGUAUUAAAUUAAUGCAGUACUACACCACAAAAGAGUGGGUGUUUGAAACCUACAAAUUUGAAGAGCUUAUGUCAAAUCUGAACAAAACUGAUGCCGACAUUUUUAAUAUGGACACAAAUCAACUGCAGUUCGAGCAAUAUAUACACCACUACAUUAUGGGAAUCAGGAAGUAUAUGUUGGGGGAGAGUGACGAAACAAUUCCACGAGCCCGCCUUUUACUACGGUUCCAAUAUUGCUUGGAUUGCUUCUCUAAGUUACUCAUUGCCGGGAUAGUUGGUUGGAUAUUAUGGGAUUACAUCGAGGGCUUUGUUGAGAGCAGCGAUAUAAUUCUCCAGUCGGUCAUCCGCACAUUUUUUUCGUAUAAAAACAAUACAGUUGGCGGGUCUUAAUAAUACUCCUACAAACACAUUGCUUUACCCCCUAUAACGCUUAUUAUAUAACCAUAUGUAUUAGGAAAUAAAGGAAGUGUUAAUCUUUGUCAUUCAUGUAAA